Messenger RNA from Grus americana (Whooping crane), 4020 nucleotides. Its product is annotated as olfactory receptor 5V1-like. The coding region runs from base 2912 to 4015 and encodes 367 amino acids. Gene Ontology annotation, biological process: G protein-coupled receptor signaling pathway. Gene Ontology annotation, cellular component: membrane. The record is from RefSeq and is a predicted model, not a curated record. The transcript has 3 exons. Gene Ontology annotation, molecular function: G protein-coupled receptor activity; olfactory receptor activity. NCBI's taxonomy places the organism in Eukaryota, Metazoa, Chordata, Aves, Gruiformes, Gruidae.
CAUUCUGCUGCUUUUACAUUAUGAUGCAAUUGAUUACAGCAGAGGUAAACAGCUUCAAAGUUAUUGCAUGAGUGACUGCCUCAAACUUUUAAUAGCCCGCUUUGUGCCUUGUUUACAAGUCUCACAAAAACAUGCUAGGUAAGAAAGUUCUCUAGGCUUUUGGUAAUUGGCACUGAAACCCUAGUGGCGUUUUCUCUGUGGAGGGAAGCCUGUGGGGAAUUGGUACCAAGGGGACAAACUGGAAACAAGAAAACCUCUCUCAAACUUCAGCCUUCUAUUUAAAGCAUCUUGUUUAAAGUGCACUAAUUGGCCCCUGGGGCAGACUUGAUGCCCAAGCCUGGUCAAGGCCUGGGUGAGAAGCCUUGGAGGGCUGGCUCUGUGCAGCAGGAGGAUGGAGCUAGUUAUAGGAAGAGGGAGGAAUGGAGAUGGGGCAGCAGGUGCCAUAGUUGUCCAGGAAAUACCAGGUAGCAAUCAUCAGGCAAGGGUACUGCUCACUGGUGACAGGAAAGACUUUCCUUGUUGCUUUCUGAGUCCAAGUUGGCCAGGAAGAAACAGUGACCCUGGGGCUGGUGCUAGGACCUCCCUUUCCAUUUUCCGAGACCGCGUAGGUGUUAGAACUGCCCCAAAACUCCGCAAUGCAGGAAUGAUACCAGAGGGUAACAAGUCACUUUAUGUUGCGUGAUCAUGAUGUUUAAGUUUGUGCAUGCUCUUAGCUCAUGACAAACACAAGUAAAUCAGGUCAGCUUUGGCCACUUUUAUAGUUGGAACAUGUAGGUGCAACCCUCAAUGCCUUUUUUUGUUAAAUAUAAAAACAAGUGGUUACAUAAACUAAUAAAAGCUUGAGACAAUGCAAUUUUCUUCAGCCAAAAAAUCUCCUUGUCAAAUGUUAGGGAAAAAAAAAGACAGUAAUCCAUUACUACUCUCACAAGAUGCAGUGUGAGGCUUUUGUCCUAUCUUGGGUAGGCCAAAUAGGAAAUGCCAAAUUUUGCUUAUUCUUGUUUCUUGCCUGGCCCAGGUAAUGGGCAACUCCGGCACCUUUGGGGAAAAAAAAAAAUUCCCAAAGGAAACUCUUUCCCUGAGGAAUCAAUGGGAAAAAAUCUGAAAUACUGUUCUUACAAAACCCGAUGAGAAUUUCAUUCCAUAAAUCAGAUUUGUGCUGAUGGAAAGGAGCCCCUGGUCCAAGCCCUGCUUAGAGCAGGACCCACUAGCACAGGUUGCUCAGGGCAGCGACCAGGUGAAUGUUGAGUAUCUCCAAGGACAGAGAGUCCAUGGCCCCUCUGGACUUUAAUCCAGUGCUUGAAGGAUUUUUCCCUGAUGUCCAGUGAGGAUGUCUGCUGUUACAGCUUGUGCCUGUUCCCUCUUCUCAUCACCAUGCAACUGUGAGAAGAGUCUGCAUCCAUCAUCUCUCCCUACUCCCAUUAGGCAGUUGCAGACCACAGUAAGAUCUCCCUUUCGCUUUCUCCUUUCCAGGCUCAACAAAGCAGUUUCAGCCUUUCCUUGUAUGUCCUGUCCUCCAACCCCAACCACCUCCACAGGACCUACUCCAGUAUGGCAAUGUCUGGCUGAUACAAGGGAGUCGGAAGUUCAGGACACUUGACUGUAUUGCUGUCAUAGUAAAACAGGGUGUUUUACUGUAAUCUCUGUUACAUAAGUCUGAGUGCUACAACUGUGGCAUUUAUAAGGAAAUCAUACAGACCAUUGCCAUGGAGAUUUUUAAAAAGGGAUGUUCAGAGGAAAAAGAGGACACCCAAGCCCGAGCUACAGUUUGUACUAAAUCUGAACUAGUGUUUGGAUGACAUCUGCAUUGGACAGUUCAGUUUAAGUGCCAUCAAAAUUGCAUCGGUGACAGUCAAAAUCACUGAGGGAAAAAACAGAGCACAAGCCCAUUGCAGCCAGCAGGGAGAAACAUUGCUGUAAACAAAUCACUAACCUCCUGAGCCAGAUAUGGCCACAGAAAGCCAGGGCAAAUGAGGUUGCCCAGCUUGUAGAAGUGUGUGCAGAAAAAUACAGGAUGAAAAGUACAUUCAGCUUGCAUAUGUCAAAGCAACAGCAACAUUGGUGAAAACAGUGGUGUAAAACUGUCUGGAUCAUCAGGUUUAGAGAGCAGUGGUUAAAAGGUCAUAGGCUACCUGGAGUCCAGUGAUAAGCAGAGCACCACAGGUAUCUGUCCUGGGACCUGUCCUGUUUGACAUCUUCAUUAGUGAUAUGAAAGAGAUAAUAGAGUGCACUCUUGUCAAAUUUGCAGGUGACACCAAAUUGAGGGGACCAGUCAAUAUGCUCAAGGGCAGGGCUGCCAUCCAGAGGGACCUGGACAGACUGGAAGAAUGAGUUAGAAGGAACACCAUGUAUUUCAACAAGGACAAAUGCCAGUAUUGCACCUGAGAAGGAAGAGCCCCUGUCAACAAGACAGUCUAGGGAUGCCUGGUCAGGCAGCAGCUCUGCAGAAAAGACCCUAGGGACCCUUGGUGGACAGCAAGGCAGACAUGAGUGAGCCAUGUGCCCUAGCAGCAAAGAAGGCCAACAGCAUCCUGAGCUGUGAGAACAGAACCAAAGAGAGUAGAAUGAAGGAAAUGCUUAUGGCCCUCUACUCAGUACUUCUGUGAUCAUAUUCAGGUACUGCAUCCAGUGCUGGGUUCCCCAAAACAAGAAAUACACCAACAAACUCAGAAGACUUCAGCAGAGAGUCACCAAGAUGGUCCAGGCUGGAGCACUUGCACAGGGGAAUGACAGAAACCAGUCGCCUCUCUAGCACCGAUGGCAUCAGUGCUCCCUCUCUGCACCUCUAUCCAUCCUUUCUGGACUUGUCAGUGGUGGGCAAAGAUGUAGCUGCACUGGGAAAUUCUUGUCAGGUAUCCAACACUGAAUGGCAGCUCUCUGGACUCUAAAAUCCUAGGGUCUGUGAAAUCCCAAUAUGGGAAGCUCUCAACCAUUAUGGAGAGAGGACCAAAGCCAUCCUGCCAGUGAAACUUUUGCCUCAUGGGUAGUUGUGCUCUGGUCUCCUGGCUCACAGUUAUCACCUUCUUCUCACGAUGCUCAUUUCUGCCCACAGACCAACCCAGCUGGCCCCAUGGCAGGUGAGAACCAGACUCAAAUGACAGAGUUCAUGCUCCUGGGCUUUUCCCACGGCCAGCCCUUCUUCUUUGUUCUUUUCCUGGCUAUUUACCUGGCCACGCUGCUGGGGAACUCUGCAAUACUCACUCUUGUGUCCCUGGAUCCCCAUCUCCACAGCCCCAUGUACUUCUUCCUCAGUCACCUGUCCUGCUUGGACAUUUGCUACUCAUCAGUGACGGUGCCCAAGAUCCUGGCAAAUGCCCUGCGCCCGCAGGCGACCAUCUCCUACCGCGGAUGCCUGGCACAGAUGUUCUUCCUGAUGGGGUGCGCGGGGGCUGAGUGCGCACUCCUGGCUGUCAUGGCCUACGAUCGAUAUGCAGCCAUAUGCCAGCCCCUGCGCUACACCCAUGCCAUGAACCGGGGUGUCUGUGUGGUGGCAGCUGUCAGCUGCUGGCUCUGGGGGAUGCUGGACUCGGCUGUGCACACUAUCCUGGCCUCCAGGCUCUCUUUCUGCGGGGCUGUCCGGCUCCAGCACAUCUUCUGUGAUGUCCCCCCACUGCUGAGUGCUGCGUGCAGCAACACCCGCCCCAGCCAAGUGGCACUCCACGCUGCCAGUGUCUUUGUAGGCCUCAGCCCCUUCCUGCUUGUUGUCGUCUCCUACCUCCACAUCCUGGCCACCAUAUUCAGGAUGCCUAUGGCUACCGGCCGGCGCAAGGCCUUCUCCACGUGCUCUGCCCAUCUGCUUGUGGUUGCCCUGUACUUUAUGACGGCCAACCUGAACUAUAACCGGCCCAGCUCUGGCUACUCCGCAGCAGCUGACACACUGGUCUCCGCACUGUACUGCAUCAUCACCCCCAUGCUAAACCCCCUCAUCUACAGCCUCCGCAACCAGGAGGUGCUGAGGGCCCUGCGGAAGGCCGUAUGGGGACGGGGCACGCCAGGGUCCCCAGGCAGCAACGCAUGAGCAAU